Molecule: messenger RNA, 2814 nt
Organism: Pocillopora damicornis (cauliflower coral)
Lineage: Eukaryota; Metazoa; Cnidaria; Anthozoa; Scleractinia; Pocilloporidae
Product: retinoblastoma-associated protein
Biological process (GO): neuron projection development; cell morphogenesis involved in neuron differentiation; negative regulation of G1/S transition of mitotic cell cycle
Cellular component (GO): Rb-E2F complex; chromatin; nucleus
Molecular function (GO): RNA polymerase II transcription regulatory region sequence-specific DNA binding
Source: RefSeq, a predicted model, not a curated record
CUAAUGUCACACAAAGGCGAGAAAUAUGUACUGCGAAUGCAACAGAUUACUAUGGUUUGACAAUGGUUUAGCACUUUCAUGAAGAGUACUUCAAAACAGGGCGCGUUUCCAGUGGAGUUAUUCCCUAGAGUGGUGAAAAUGACAGAUUCAUGAUGACAUUUCACUAAGCCAGAGAUUCAAAUCCUUGCAAAUGGAGGCUAAGGAAUGGUUUGAUAAGUUUUGCCAACAAGUAGAAUUGGAAGGAAAAUGCAAAGAGAAGGCUUGGAACAUUUGGGUGUCUGUUUCCUCAAAAAUAAAAGAAAAAUCUGAGAAUACUUUAAUUCCGUGGUUUAUAUGUGCCAUAUAUGUUGCAAAUUAUGACACAAGAUUUAAUAGCGUUCAAGAUUCAGGUGCCACUAAAACUACCUGUUCAUUGAGCAAGCUAUUGAAGGAAGCUAAAAUAAGCAUUGUGGAAUUCUUCCAGAAGAUGAAAAAGUUCAGUUCAGUUUGGGAAGUUGGUGCUCCUGUUACAGAUCACCUUACUGAAGUAAAGAAAACAUUUUGUAUAUCUGCAGCUCUGUUCCACAAGUUUCAAAGAGUAAUGCCUGUGCUUUUUAAAGGUUGUCAAGACUUAUGUGACAGUGAAGAGAGAACAGAAACUAUAAAAAAAACAUGCUGGCUUUUAUAUCUAGUCUACAAAGGCUGGAAUUCUAACCAGGUGAAAGAAUUAAUGACGGCAUUCAAUCUCUUGUUGUGCUGUGUGGAUCAUGUACACAAUAGAUUUGGCCAACAGCUGCAGACAGGUGAAGUUCUCUCUGGGACAAAUAUCCGGGAAAGUGUGCAUGAUGGAAUCCUUCCCAAUCUAUGUGAGGAAUUGAGUGUACCUCUUUCAAAUGUCGCAUUAAUCUACUCACAACACUUUAAACCAUUUUUGGAGAAGUUAAUUGAGGUACAACAAAAUGCAAGAAACUUGUUGAAAAUUGGCGAUUUAAAUUCCAUCUAUGAAGAAGUCUGUGCAAGAUCUGGAGAUGUUGAUGAGAGAGACUUCUUUGACAAAAAUGGCUAUUUAUGGAUUCCUUUCAAUGAAGAACCCAGUGAAGUGGGACAUGGCAGUGCUGGAACUAUUAGUGGUGGAACUACCAAUACUGCGAUCCAUGAUGAAUUUCAACCUGUUUUGGUAACCCUAACAGCUGAUUUAGAAUCAAGUAGAAGGUCCUACCCACCAAGCUCAUCAUCAUUUACUGAUUUAAGAGCUACACUUGAAGAAAGAAGCCAUUUGCCAGGUCAAGAACUGAUAAGGUUUUGGGAAUCUUGUGGAAGAAAUCCUAGAAAUCUCAUACAAUCCAAAUUAACAGCCGUUCAGGACGGUUUCCUGAAAGGAUUUGAUGACACUGCAGUUUGUGAAGGGGACUAUAAUAUUUCAAUUCAGAUUUUUGUCCUGGCAAAGAAACUUUAUUAUAGAGUUAUGGAGGCUAUGCUGUUGGCAGAAGAGAAAAGAUUAUCUUAUAGUGAUUUCAGUGCUCUACUGAAUAGUGAAACAUUCCAUGUUUCGCUUUUGGCCUGUUCCCUUGAAGUUGUUAUGGCUGACAAAGGAUUGUCAUGGCCAACUCUAGCAUUUCCUUGGAUUCUUGGCAUUCUGAAGCUGGAGGCAUUUGAUUUUUUCAAAGUCACUGAAAGUUUCAUUCUUCAUGAGCCACUUCUUAGUAGCAGUUUAAUUAAGCAUGUAAAUCGAAUAGAGGAACAAGUGUUGGAGAAUUUGGCAUGGAAAACGGGUUCACCUCUAUUAAAAGCAAUGGAAACCUAUCAUCCACACUCUGACCCAGCAACAGUAGGCUCUGUUCAGCAGCAAAAGAAGUCGCAGUCUCUAAAUUUGUUUUUGAGGAGAGUGAACCAGUUGUCCUACCAUCGUUUAACAACGCUUUGUGAUAAACUUGAAGUCAGUGACACGCUGGUCAGUCACAUGUGGACGUGCUUGGAACAUUCACUGAGAUUGCAUUGGCAGUUGAUGGUUGACCGUCACUUGGACCAGAUGCUUUUGUGUGCAGUGUACGCCAUUUCUAAGGUGGUCGGAAAAGAAAUUCAAUUUAAACAGAUUGUCACCGUCUACAAAGGAUUGCCAUUUGCAUCGGCACAGGUGUACAAGGGAACCUCCGGCAGAGAACAAGAAUCAAUCAUUGGAUUCUACAACAAGGUGUACAUGGUUGCAAUGAAGUCCACCAUUCUUCAGUUUGCACCAAACAAGGACGCUCCUGUUUCACCCGCUCCCAAAAGCGCAGUGAGGGUUCCAGGGAAGAAUAAUUUUUAUCUAUCUCCACUACGAAGCUCUCCAAGCGAAACUUUAACUCCAAAACCAAGGUCAUCAUUCAGCUUCGGGGAGUCCCCAGGGUCCGCUGACCGUGAGAGCCUGUCAAGAAUAAAUGCCUCCGUACGAGCAGCGGUGCAUAGUCAACUCAAGGUACCACAGAAGAGAUUGCGCUUUGACGACUGUGACCAAACUGAACCAGGCCCUGUUCUCACGAACGGCCACUCGACAGAAAAGGAGACUGGGCCACAUUUGCAUGGGAGGAAUGCUUCGAAAGAAGAGGAAGAGAAAGGGGAUGAAAGUUAUUAAAAAAUGGGAAUAUCGCCCAGGGGAAGGGUAAGGGGUACACCCAGGAAUUCUUGUUGAGGCUGUGCCUCUUGGUUUUCCUCUUGGCCCUUUGAAGGACAUAACCAUGAAAUUCCUUCAGCCUCUUUCUGACCUUGCCAAGUGAAGUGAACACAAUGCUUAAGAAUUUCAAUUAUUUAUUUGCUGUAAAAGUACUUUGAGAUGAUGAAAAGUUUUUAACGCGCAAA